AUGGAUCAAUAACAUUCAUAACAUUUCCAAACUUUAGAAUGUGUAGUUUCUGAAAGAUUAACAAGUAGAGGCAGAUCCUAAACCAAAGACACUAUUCAAAUUGUAUCACCUAAACAAAAUAUUGUUUAUGUAAAAAGAUAACCAUAACAUAUCAUUACUACAACUCAAUAACCUAUUAGAACAGAGACUAUUGUCAAACCUAUUAUUUAAUAAGUGUAAAAAGUAUAAGUAGUUGAUCACAGAGAAGAAGUAGAAUUUUAUAAGAGUAAAUGUCUAAUCUAUGAAAAAUAAAUCAAUGAACUCAAUAUUGAAUUAACUAGAUUGAGAUCUAAUACUACAAUCUAAGAAAAAAUUACAUAUGUUGAAGAUUCACAUAAAGUAAUUGAAUUAGAAAGAUAAUUACUUAUCUAUCAAACUGAAAUUAAUAAAAUAACUACUUUAUUGAAAGAAACAAACAUUGAAAUUGAUACUCUCAAAAUAAAAAAUACACAAAUCUCUUCUUAAUUAGUAUAUUAUCAAUAAUAAAGUACUGAUUUUGAUAAAUUAAAGAAAACAUAAAUUGAUAGUGAUCAAUAUUAUUAAAAUGAAAUACAAAGAUUAAAUGUUCUUGUUUAAUAGAGUUAAACAUAAUUAUAAUCCUUAUAAGCCACUUUAAUCGAUUCAAAAAAGUAUGAACAACUUUAUAUCUAACUCUAAUCUACCUAAACUACUUUAACUAAUGAAUUAGAAAGAUGUACUCAAGUAUUAAAAAUCAAACAAGAAGAAUUUGAAACUACUAAAUUAUAAUUGAUAAAAGAUUUAGAGAUAUAAUCAAUAAGAUUAAAAGAUUUCGAUAGAGAAAAUAAAGAUCUCAAGUAAAAAGAAUAUUCACUCUAAUAACAAUUAGAAAGAUUGAAUAAGGAAUAUUAAGAUCUAAGUGAUAGAUACAAUAUUGAUAUCAGAUCCAAAAAUGAAGAAAUUGCUAGAUUAACUUCUGUUACUCAAACUUUACAAUUAACAUUUUAGGAUACUUCAAAAUUCUAAGAAUAUGAACAUAGAUCUAAAUUAUAAAGUGAAGAAAUUUAAUUACUCAAUUAAAAAAUUAGAUCAAAAUAAGAUGAAAUAGAUAAAUGUAAAUUAUAAUUACAUUAAUACAAUCUUUAAUUGUAAGAAUAUUCUAAAUAUGCUGAUUUUGAAACUAGAUAUAGAAGUAUUUAAUAAGAAUAUGAAAGAAUUAAUAAUACUUUAAGAUUAAAGAUUGAAGAAAAUGAUAAUUUAAGAUCAUGCAUUUCCAAAUUAUAAUUAACUAUUAGUGAUAAAUAUAAAUCAAAUGAUUAUGAAAAUAAAAUUGCAUUAUUGAGUUAAGAAAUAGAAAGAUUACAUUAAAGUUUAAAAAGUAGAUAAGAUGAAAAUGACAAACUCAGACAAGAAUUAUACUCAUUAUAAUCAUAAUAUCCAGAUUAUUAAAUAGAAAUUGAUAGACUCAAUGCAUAAAUUUAAUUCAAAAAUGAAGAAUUAGAUAAACUUAAAUCCAAUUAGUUCUCAAAUAAUGAAUCUUAAAGACUUAAAGAAUUAGAAUAGAAAAAUCUAGUCUACUCAAAUGAAAUUGAUAGACUAAGCAAUCUAGUUAGAGUCAAAAUUAAUGAAUCAGAAUAAUAUAAAUAAGAAUUAGUUAAAUUAAGAGAUUAAUCUACUAAAUUUACAUAAAUGUAUAACGAUAAUGAAAAAUUAACAUCUUUAAUCAGAACCUUAUAGGAUGAAUUAGAUUUAUGUAAAAGAAAAUAGAAACUUGAUGAAUCUCAUCUAUAUAAUGAAAAAAUGUAAGUUCUAGUUUAAGAAUUGGAUUCUUGGAAGACAUAAUUUAUAACUUAAAAUAGAGAAUUUCAUAAAAAUUAAGAAUUACUUAUUUUAGCAUAAGCAGAAUUAGAUUCUUUGAAAAAUAAAAGAACUUCAACAUUGAAAGUAAUAAAUCAUAUUAAUAAUUAUUAGAAUGAAUAAUUUACAUCUGAUUUUAAUAAUGAAAAUAAAGUAGAAUUUAAGAAGAAUCAUACUUCUCAAUCUACUUAUAUCUUAGGAAUGUUAAAUACUAAACUAGUUUGA
This is a messenger RNA of Paramecium pentaurelia, 2079 nucleotides long. Lineage: Eukaryota; Ciliophora; Oligohymenophorea; Peniculida; Parameciidae. The record is from the annotation of a GenBank genome assembly.